Molecule: messenger RNA, 804 nt
Organism: Syngnathoides biaculeatus (alligator pipefish)
Lineage: Eukaryota; Metazoa; Chordata; Actinopteri; Syngnathiformes; Syngnathidae
Gene: c21h18orf32
Product: UPF0729 protein C18orf32 homolog
Exons: 3
Coding region: 160-408 (82 amino acids)
Biological process (GO): positive regulation of canonical NF-kappaB signal transduction
Source: RefSeq, a predicted model, not a curated record
CUACUUCCGCCUUACUUCCGCUUGUCCGGAACUUCAUUUGCGCAUGCUUAUUGGAUUCGCGAGCAUUCGCUUCACGUGAUCGAUAACCUGUGAGCACCCGAUUGUGGUUUUUCAUCUCCAAAAGGUUAGACAGCUUCGGGUCUUCGCUUUGCUGUAGCCAUGGUGUGCAUCCCUUGCAUUGUCAUCCCUGUUCUGUUGUGGGUCUACAAAAGGUUCCUAGAGCCCUUCAUCUAUCCUUUCAUUUCACCCUUCAUCAAUACAUUUUGGCCUAAAAAAGCAGUCCAAGAGUCCGGCACCGGUGACCCAGCUAUGGGUGAGAGGUGUAAUAAGGCAUCCAAGGGGCUUGAACACAAUGGAGAGGUUACAGCUAAUGGAUCCACUGUCGCGGGCGAUAAGAAGACAGACUAAUCCUUCUAACUGCUUGUCAUAUCACAUCUAUACAACUGUAAAUAUUUCUAAUACUGGAUUCAUAAUGUUAUAGAUGCCAUUUAUUAGAUUAGUAAUUCUGUCACAAUUCUGAAUAUUACAUCUUAUAACAUUUUUUUAUCAAGGUCAAACAUGAUGUUGAAGAAAAUAAAUUAUGUAUAUAAAGUGAAUUAAUGUGUAUUAAUUUCAGACUUCUUAUGAAAUGAAGGCAACAAAAUGUCCUCAAGAAACAUUAUUUUGGACUACUUUUAACAGGUUGAGAUUUUCUUGUGUGCGUGUCAAUUUUCAACUUAUUUGAUUGUGAAUGGUUAGUGUUCUCUGCGGUUGUAUAAAAAGAAGUAUCCUCGAGCACGAUAUAAAAACAAGCUCUGCAUUAUA